AUGCCAGCCACGUUAGUUCAUGACGUACUCUUAGAGCUCAUUGAACAUCUUCAUGAUGACCCCCAUUCUCUCUAUUGUUGGGUACAGACUAGUCGCUUUUGGCGUACACGUAUUACUCCUAUUUUAUGGAGAAUGCCAUUUAUCCACUUGCAUCAGCUAAAGUACAAGGAAUCGUCUUGUAGAGCAUUGAUUCGAACUUAUGUCUCUUGUCUCACUCGUACCCAAAGAAAACAUUAUAUCAAGAGAAACAUUCUAUCACAAAACGAAGCUUUGCCCACCGUGAACUAUGGUCAAUACAUUGAUAGACUUGAUGAUCAUAUAAUAGUUGGAGUUCUUGUCGGGACUGGGUGGUUUUCGUCGUAUGCAAGUAGACUUAACAUAUUCGAUGCGUUGCUCAAACUGUUUGUGACCAGUUCACAACGGUUAACCCACAUUUCGCUCACAGAAUCCUAUGUUAACCCAUGGAGAAGUUGCUUCUUUCCUCGCACUCUCAUUUCUCUCAAAUUGAAUAUCUCCACAUACUUUUAUCAGCUCGCAAUGAAAACAAUCAGACUUCAACAAGCAUUGGAAGAACUCACUCUGUUGCAUGGUCGAGGAGACAUUCUGCAGUUGUAUUACGAUUUUGUGGAACCACAAAAGGAGAGCUUAAAGAAGAUUACUUUUAUCGAAUGUGCCAUAUCCGAUGCAUAUAUAUCACACGCAGAGUUUAAUAAAAAGGUACCACCCAAAUUGACGGAAUUGAGAUUCGAGCAAUGCUCGGAAUUGGAUGUUGAGGUUCUUGAACAUAUGUUAUCUGGAAGAAUGGAAUUGAAUGAAGAAGAUGGGAAUGUGUUUGUGUUCUUAGGCCAUUAG
Molecule: messenger RNA, 852 nt
Organism: Paraglomus occultum
Lineage: Eukaryota; Fungi; Glomeromycota; Glomeromycetes; Paraglomerales; Paraglomeraceae
Source: the annotation of a GenBank genome assembly